UAUUACAAACUAUAGUAAUGUUACAAUAUCCAUUCAGAUACCUAAAUAAAGAUAUUUUUAAAACAAAUAUCUAUGAAUGUACUUAUAUUGGUUUAUUAAUUGGUUGUUGCUUAAUUACGCAAAAUACUAUAUAUGUAAUACAUGCAAUCUAUGAUAUAUACCUCCGUAUACCUAAAUGAUGUAGGUAUAUUCAUAAUAUUAGAAUUGUUUUACAAAAAUGGCCGAAGAAAAACCAACAUUCGAUUAUCACGAGGAAACUCAUGGCGAAAAGUUAACGCGUAAAUCAAAAGAAUCUCCGUUCAUGAUUAUUGGACUAUCCAGUCUAGUGGCAGCUGUAGGAUAUGGCGCAUAUAAAUUCAAGCACCGAGGCGCUAUGAGUACUAGCGUCUUCCUCAUGCAGUUCCGUGUUAUAUCGCAAGGUGCCGUAGUCGGGGCCCUCACCGCUGGCAUGGCGUACACUCUCUAUAAUAACCACUUCAAUAAACCUAAAUCUAACGAACAUUGAAUGUGGAUCUUUUCAAUACAAUUUUCAUGUUUCUAUUACCCAAUAAAU
Messenger RNA from Achroia grisella, 553 nucleotides. RefSeq names its product HIG1 domain family member 1A, mitochondrial-like. Gene Ontology annotation, cellular component: mitochondrion. The record is from RefSeq and is a predicted model, not a curated record. NCBI's taxonomy places the organism in Eukaryota, Metazoa, Arthropoda, Insecta, Lepidoptera, Pyralidae. Gene Ontology annotation, biological process: mitochondrial respirasome assembly. Bases 218 to 505 code for a protein of 95 amino acids. The transcript has 3 exons.